This is a messenger RNA of Pieris macdunnoughi, 1092 nucleotides long. The record is from the annotation of a GenBank genome assembly. Lineage: Eukaryota; Metazoa; Arthropoda; Insecta; Lepidoptera; Pieridae.
AUGUAUGAUCUUCAAGAAAAACUCAACUAUAACAAAGAGGAAUUAUUGAAAAUAGUUAAUUUAAUACAAAUAAAGGAUAUAGUUGAAGAUCAAGAGCAAAAUGAAACAAUAGAAGAAAAUAAAGAAAAUCUAAUACAAAAAAAUACAAUAUAUUAUAAGAAAAUAAAGAAACAUGAAAAGAUUAUCCUCUCAGAAGAAUUUAGUAAGAAACUUAUAAAAAAGGUGCAUGAAGAUUUAUGCCAUAUUGGGAUCAGACAAUUACAGAAAAAAAUAAGUCCAAUAUACACAGCUAAAAACCUAACAAAGAAUAUCAUAAAUAUUUGUAAAACAUGUGAAAUAUGCAUAAAAAAUAAAUCAAGAGGUCAAGGAAAAUUUGGAUUAAUGUCACAACUGGGACCAGCAACAAAACCAUUUGAGAUAAUGUCAAUGGAUACUAUAGGUGGCUUUGGAGGAUCUAGAUCAACAAAAAAGUACCUGCACCUUUUAGUAGACCAUUAUACAAGAUAUGCAUUUAUUGUGACGUCAAAAACACAGAAUGCAACUGUGAAUACACCAUUCUCAAAUGGCUUGAAUGAAAGGUUAAAUCAAACAAUAGUUAAUAAAAUAAGAUGUAGAAUAAAUGAGAAAAAUAAUAAGAGAACAUGGACAACAGUGGCAAGAGAAUGUAUAGAGAAAUAUAAUGAAACAGAACACUCCGUUACAGGUUUUGCACCAAAAUAUUUACUGGAUGGUACAAAUGUCAGCAUUCUACCAAAUGAAUUAAAAAUAAUAGAAGGAGAAGACAAGUGGAUUGCUGAUAAAAUAUUGGCAUUAGAAAAUACAAUAAAAUCCCACAAGUACAAUAAGAAAAUAUUUGAUAGAAAAAGAAAAAUGCAAGAGUUUAAUAUAGGCGACAGUGUAUAUGUUGAGAAUGGAAAUAGACUGAAUAGAAAGAAAUUAGACGAAUUAAAAAUAGGUCCUUUUAAGAUAGUAGGGAAAAUAUCGAACUCCAUUUAUAGGAUUGACACUGGUAACAGAAAAACAGAAUCAACUUUGUUCCACAUAACAAAAUUACAACCGGUUACAACAGAAUCUGAAGAAGAUGAAAUAUAA